GCAUUAAUGUGUAAACAAUAACGUGCGAUAUAUGAUAAAUUCUUUUAAAUUCAAGUCCUGAACAUUGCCGAUUAAACGUGCAGUAUCUCACUUCCAAAACAGUAAAUUUCGAAUAAUGGAUAUGUGGGUAUCGGGUGUUAUUGUAGCUAUGUUGAUAGUUACUGUAAUAUUUUUAAUAAAUUGGUAUUACAACAUGUGGAUGUACAAUGAUUUAAACGUAGUUCCGGGUCCGAAACCUUUACCGAUUAUUGGGAAUGCUAAUGAUAUAGGAAACACAACUGUGAGUCUUCUUCAAUCAUUUAUGAAACUUCAUUUGAAAUAUGGAAACUUUUAUAAAUUAUGGCUCGGACCGAGACUUCAUGUGAUAAUAGCGAAACCCGAAUAUUUGGAGGAACUAUUAACGUCCAAUGUUAAUUUGGCCAAAUCCAAUGGUUACGAUUUAUUUAAACCAUGGUUAGGAGACGGUCUUUUAGUGAGUACAGGCAAAAAAUGGAAAACCAGAAGAAGGAUGAUAACUCCUACUUUUCAUUUCAAAAUAUUGGAAGAGUUCAUGAAGGUAUUUAACAAAGAAUUUAACGUUCUGUUGGAAAUUUUGAAACAAAAAGUAAAAGAAAACCCGGAAGAAUCUAUUGAUAUCACCGAACCCAUCAAUUUAGCUUCUUUAGAUACUAUCUGCGAGACAGCAUUCGGAACCCCCUUGAAUGCCCAACAUAACGGAAAUCCAGGUUACGUUAAAGCGGUUACCAGUUUUUUGGAAAUCUUUACGCUUAGAUUUUUCUCAAGCUGGUUAAGAAACCCGAUUUUAUUCCGAUUAUCUUCACAUUAUGAAAAAUAUUCGAAAAAUUUAAAAAUUCUUCACGAUUUUACCAACAAAAUUAUCAAAGAAAGAAGAAGAGAAUUCAGAUCGAGAACAGAUAAUCCUAGACACGUUUCUGAAGAGGGAAUUAAAAAACGUGCUGCUUUAUUGGAUAUGUUGAUGGAAACUACAGUAAACGGUGAAGAAUUAACUGAUGAAGAUAUCAGGGAAGAGGUGGAUACUUUCAUGUUUGAGGGUCACGACACUUCCGCAACAGCGAUUUGCUACGUUCUCUAUGCUAUAGCGCAGAAUCCUAUUGUGCAAAAUAGAGUCUAUCAAGAGAUUUUAGAGGUACUUGGCAAUGACAAAACAACGGAAAUUACUAUAUCUAAAAUAAACGACUUGAAAUACUUGGAUAUAGUGGUAAAGGAAGCUUUCAGAAUAUACUCUCCGGUGCCCUUAAUAGAGAGGAGGUUGGAAGAAGAUUGGAUUUUAGAUGGCGUGAGGAUUCCCAAAAAUACCAGCGUUUCCAUAUUUAUUUAUGGAAUGAACCACGACCCCACCGUCUUUCCGGAUCCCGAAAGGUUCGACCCAGAAAGGUUUCUUCCUGAAAAACAAUCAACCCGACACACCUACGGAUUCAUUCCAUUUAGUGCUGGACCAAGAAACUGUAUAGGUCAAAAAUAUGCUGUGUAUCAAGUAAAAACCUGCUUAAUAAAAAUUAUAAUGGAAUUCGAAAUGAUUGAAGAUAAAAAUUUCACACCCGAAAUUGGCAUGUGUUCCGUAUUGAAAUCUAGAAAUGGAAUUAAAAUUAAAUUAAAACCUAGAUAUCUGGUACAAUCAAAGUAAAUUAACAUCAACGAAAUAUCAAAAUUAUCCUCGGAUAACGGUAUACAAGGCGUGGCAAUUAAAUAACAUGAAUUUGGUUAUAUAUAAAUGUCUAUAAAUUCUCAGAUCAUGGUACAUAAUUAAGCAAUCAUCCCUUGAGAGUAAUCACAAACUAUCUCCAUCGUUUUUCGAUUUCUGGUAGCAAGUUUGUCGAUGUUGACGUCUUUAAAACCGCCGCCGCCUGCUGGUAAAUGUAUUCAAUCAUUUUGGACAAUAAUCCGCCGUAAUUCUGAGCUGUUUUGAGUAUAUGGGAACAUUGUAAUGUGUUCAUCCACUUUAUGACGUAUUCGUACAAGGCACUAGAGGUACUCACUCCUUGUGGAUCAUACCCUGGAUAUAAGUGAAGCAAAUAAGCAUGGUUUUCAUUUACGAUCGUGAAAUUCUAGCUUGUUGGGGACGUUCUCAAUCUUAGUUCUGUGAACGGGUUUCUGGAUCAAAUUGUAAAACCCAAAUUUUAUCGUCCGUCAGUUCUCGGGUCACUUACUUUGAUCACUUACAUUAAAUCAACAUUUGACAUUAAAAUAACAUCUGUUUUAUCUAUGAAUUAAAAAACUUCAAUAGAAAUGACUUAUGACAAUAUAUCAAAAACAUGAUAUGAAAAAGAAAGUUUUUAACAAAAAAGUUGCCAGCACCGAAGCAUUUACGAGGAUAUAUUGAAAAAUUCUUAGCCUACUAUAGGAUCAAACAAAAUUUAAAUGUCAAAAUAUUUAAUUACUCAACAUAUUCUCCUCUUAAUUGGAUACAUUUAUUAUAGCGAACCUGCAACAAAAAAAAUGUUUCUUCUUGGUCUGCAAACCAGACCUCCACAGCUUUUAUUACCUACUCGUUGGAAGAAAAUUUACGACAUUUUUAACUUUUUUCAAUUGAUAAAAAAGAUGAUAAUCACGAAAUUUGGUGAAUAAAGGGGGUAUUCUAGUAAUUCAAACCCUAAAUCACGAAGUUUUUGCAUGGCAACAUGAGAUUUAUGUGCGGGGGCGUUGUCCUGCAAAAACAAAACACCUUUGGAUAGCUUCCCGCUUCUUUUCUCUUUAAUUUUUUUCCCGUAGAGUAGUCAGUAAUGUCGAAUAGUAAUCUCCAGUUAUUGUUCUACCCUUAUCCAAAAAAUCAAUCAUGAUUACUCCAUGGCAAUCCCAAAAAACUGGAGCAAGAACUUUUCCAGCAGAUUUUUGGACACAAAACUUCUUAGGUGUUGGAGAACCAGAGUGUCGCCAUUUCAUUGAUUGUCGCUUUGUUUCUGGAUCGUAGAAAUGUACCCAAGUUUAAUCCAUAGUAACAAUUCGGUUUAAAAAGUCUACAUCGUUUUCAAAUCGAGCACAGAUCGAACGCGAUGCUUGCACGCUUUUUGUCAACAUCAUUUGGGUAUCCAUUUGGCAGCAAUUUUUCUCAUGUCCAAAUUGACGUGAACUAUAUGAUGAAAGCGUUCGAUUGAAAUAUUCAGUGCUUCAGAUAUCCAUUUUAGUCCACUUCGACUGUUUGAUAACUGACACCGAAACUGGCCUUCCCGAUGGGUCAUCAUCUUUAAUGGACAAUUUACGUCUUUUGAAACUUGCAGUCCAAUUUUUCACGGUCGCAUACGAAGGAUAUUGAUCACCAAGGGUAUUAAGCAUACCUUCGUAAAUCUGCUUACCUAUUAACCCUUAUAAAUACAGGUACUUGAUGGCUUACUUUUUUGACGUCAAACUUUACACUGACACUUCUAAUAAGUUAUUGUUCGUUGUUAUGGUAACGCAAUAUUUUGUUUAUGCAUGGAACUGGUCUAGACUAACUAGAUAUCAAUACAUCCUCAUUUUAAAAAAUAUAUACUUAUAGAACAUUUGGUGAGAACUUUUGCGUCAUGCCUUGUAUAAUAUAUUGUAACAGUGUAAUAUUAAAAGUAGCCAUAUUAAAAAUGCGAUUUCUAUGUUAUAUUUAUAGUUAAUUUUGAUCAAAAUAACUGAUAAAAAUAGUCGAAAAUGUAAGACAGGGAAUGUAAGCUGCGUAUAAAUAUAAUUUUUGUAAUAAUUUCAAAUCUACCGGAAUUAUCUGAUAGUACAUGUAAUACGGAUCGAUAGUAUUACAAAAACAACUGAUAAAUUCGCAAUUAUUCACAAAAAGAUAACAAUGUAUAAUAUUUUGUAUACCUCGAAAUUAUCGAUCAAUGUUAUCAAAGAUUAAUAAAUACAUGCCUUUAUAAAAAA
Diorhabda carinulata is the source of this 3861-nucleotide messenger RNA. RefSeq names its product cytochrome P450 4d2-like (gene Cyp4h10). The coding region runs from base 116 to 1645 and encodes 509 amino acids. Gene Ontology annotation, molecular function: oxidoreductase activity, acting on paired donors, with incorporation or reduction of molecular oxygen; heme binding; iron ion binding. Lineage: Eukaryota; Metazoa; Arthropoda; Insecta; Coleoptera; Chrysomelidae. The record is from RefSeq and is a predicted model, not a curated record. The transcript has 7 exons.